ACGAGCGCAUCGGAGCUUUGUGCAGAGAACGUUUGUAUUUUAUUUACUUGUCCGACCUUUUCUGUCAUUUUCUCGUCGUGUGUGACGCAGACUAGAUUAUGGGAUUAUUUAAAGGAAAAAAUACAAUGCAGAGAGGUUUCCUACUUCGAUGCCAGUGAGAAAAACUCUAGGAAUAUUUGGAGAUGAAGAAGAUGAAUCUGCCCUAAACACUGAAAUUCUUUCAUCCGCACAGAAGUGGCGCAUCUUGUAGAUAGUAAGAUAAAAUCCAGUUGCAGGUGAGAUGCCAUAAUCCGACUAUCAUGGACUCGUGGAUCUUCCCAUCGUCCCCUCCGAACCUGUCGGAGCACCUCAUGUAUGACAGCUUCAUGCAAAGCAAUGAGUCCGACCUCCACGGGAACUACACAGACCACAGCUUCAACAAAACCAGCACGGUGGUCAUCACCUGCUUGUACUUUCUGGUUUGCACUGUGGGGCUCUGCGGAAACUCCCUCGUCAUCUACGUCAUCCUGCGCUACGCCAAGAUGAAGACAGUCACCAACAUCUACAUCCUCAACCUGGCAGUGGCCGACGUGCUCUUCAUGCUGGGCCUGCCGUUCAUUGCUAUCCAGCUGGCGCUGGUCCACUGGCCGUUCGGCCCUGUGCUCUGCAGGGUGGUGAUGACCGUCGACUCUCUAAACCAGUUCACAUCUAUCUUCUGCCUGAUGGUCAUGAGCAUCGACCGCUACCUGGCUGUGGUGCAUCCCAUUAAAUCCACAAAGUGGCGCAAGCCGCGCAUGGCGAAGACUAUUAACUUAGCAGUGUGGGGGGUGUCACUGAUGGUUAAUCUGCCCAUCGUUAUCUACAGCGGAGUAAGCACAAAGCACAACGGCUGCUUCUGCACCAUCGUGUGGCCUGAGCCACAAGAGGCCUACUACACAGUGUUCAUGUUCUACACCUUCAUCCUGGGCUUCUUCCUGCCCCUUUUGGUCAUCUGCCUUUGCUACUUGUUCAUCAUCUUUAAGGUGAAGUCCUCAGGCAUCCGUGUGGGCUCCUCCAAGAGGAAGCGCUCAGAGAGAAGGGUGACUCGGAUGGUGUCCAUCGUGGUGGCAGUGUUCGUCUUCUGCUGGCUGCCUUUCUACGUCUUCAACGUCACCUCGGUGACAGGAACCAUCAGCACCACUCCCAUCCUGAGGAGCACCUUUGCUUUUGUGGUGGUUUUGGGAUACGCCAACAGCUGCGCCAACCCCAUCCUCUACGCCUUUCUGUCGGAGAACUUCAAGAAGAGUUUCCAGAAUGUUCUGUGUCUUAAGAAGGUGGGUGGGCUGGAUGAGGCUGAUCGCAGCGACAGCCGGCAGGAUAAGUCUCGCAUGAUAAAUGACCCCACAGAGACCCAAAGUACUCUGCUGAAUGGGGACCUGCAGACCAGCAUCUGAGAGGAAGGUGAUUGGACUUGCAUAAACACACUCACACAGACUCAUACGUAUGUGAAACCAGAAAUGGGGACUCAAGUUUGAGACUCUGACCCGUGGCGCACUUAAGUGGCACACACAGUGACUUCAGACUUGACUUGAGACUCAUCUUCAAAAGACUUCAGACUCGGCUAGGACUCGAGAUGCAGGAUUCGUGAACAAUCUUUAUUUUAAGGAAACAUCUGAUGAGCUGAAUGUCAUUCCCCUCCCUGCGUAACAUCCUAUGUAAUAUGUAACGUAUCUGCUGCGCGCGGCCACACAUGAGAGGACAACAACAAACGUGGCGACUGCACUGGCAGCUGCUGUGCCAUUCAUCAGAAGCUUUGGUUUAAAUCUUCAGACAACAAGGCCCAAACAAAAGAAUCACUGAAUACUAAAUAUUUGGUAUCAAGAUAAAUCAUUCUGGCUCAACCACAUCUCAUUUUAUCAGGCACUUGAACACACACCCUGAUAGCUUAGCAAACACGUUUAGCUCAGCAUUGGCUAUCUAACGGCUUCUUGCUUUAGCUAUGACCUACGGAGAUUAACUCUAUCUAUCCGUCGUUCACUAGAUGGUAUGAAAAGAUGAAUUAGCGUUUGUUUGUUUAUUUGCCAAACUUUUUGUGGGGAUUUAACAUUACAUAAUCAUUUACAUCCUGCUGGCUGCCACCCUUUUAAUUAUUUACGGUUGAUCAUGUAACGUUACAGUUGUAUUUAGUUAACUUUACACUGGGUUUGAGACUCUGGGGGAUGUGUCCAGCCUCUCAAACCUGGACACAUAGGCUGUCAUUUGUAGACUGCUCUGUAAGUGAAAAAUAGGUUAGUUAUUCAUUUUAGCAAUAUUUUCCUGAUAACCUGAGUACCUCAAUAUUUGGUCUGUACUGUACUGUAUGUUCAUGUUACAAGGGAAAAUACAGUUAUUAACUUGAAAGUAAAGCAUUCCUGUUUUUUGUUGUUGUCAUAUUGCUAUUGCCUUUUUACACUGAUUAUAUAACAAACAACUAAUCAAACUGAUACUGCAUGAUAAUAGAUACAUGAGUCAUAAUAACAUUUUACAUGGUUUGAAUUCCUUAUAGCCUAUUUAGCUAUGCAGUGUUCUGAGCAGCCUGGAUGGAAUGCAGCAGGUGAUACAACACUCAUUAUAACCACGAGAGACUUGAGACUUGACUUGGACUCGAGUUAAAAGACUUGAGACUUGACUUGGACUCGAGUUAAAAGACUUGAGACUUGACUUGGACUCAGAGACUUGUGAGCAUCUCUGUCUGAAACAAAUAACAGCUCUUAUCAACAUUUUUAAGAUCACAUCGAAUAGGAAGAAGACAUGAUUAAAUAAUAAACAUGUCACAGAGGAACAUGUCUGUUGUUAAGGAGGACAAAAAACCAUCAGAAGGUCCUACUGAACUGUUCCUCUAUCUGCCUUUGACACAUUGUCUUGGAAACAAAUCCAUUAUAACAUAAUCAGUCCAUACAACUGUAUGCUCUAUGCUUUGAAUGAAAAUGGAAUCAGUUUGUUUGCUCUCAGUGUAUUGAGGUAGAAGGAACACUAACGCCCAUUUGUAAAUGGUCCUCUGGAGACCCGGGGUUAUAUACAUAGUUUACAGCAGAGGGCCUGUGCCUGCAUUGUGUAAAAAUAACUACAUACCAGUGUGUUCCUAUGCUGUAAUACAAAAUACUGUUGUUAAAACAUGAUAAUUCCUCUAUUUUGUUCCUGUCUUGUCUGCAAGUUAUUUUUUCUUUUUGACUGUAAAUAACUGUACAGGAAAUGGGCAAAGAGACUAUAUGAAACGUCAGAGGAUUUUAUAUUCAGUGUCAUUUAGUUUUGAAACUCUAAAUCUAACUUGUGAAUAACGAAUGAAUGUCAGUGCCAUUGAUUCUUGUGUUUUGUAGUACAAUGGUCACAUGAUUUAAUGUGUGACCAAUUUUACUUGUGAAGAAAUGUAUCAAAUGUAAAUGUGAAUAACAGUGUUCAGUUGGCAGGCAAAUAUUUCGUCCUGUGUCGCUCGCUGUGUCAAUAUAGCUACAUGCAUAAUUGAUAUUACAUUAAUGGUACUGGCUCGAUAUACCAAGCCAGCCUCUAACCAAAGUGCUGCUAAGAUGUAUAGAAACUCUAUUACGAUGUUGUAUAGUAUUAUAUCAAGUAAUGUCAUUGUAUGCCUGUUGCUACUGGCCUUCUGUUGGAAACUGUUCUUUAUCAUGGCUUAUUUACCAUUAUUUAUGUGUAUCAUGUAAUAAUGCUGCUGCCAUUGUUUGCAGCUAUUACAGUAAUGGCAUUUAUCAAAAAUGUCAGACUGCAUGAUUCUAAAUUAUUCAGUAUGAAUGCCUAGUCGUGGCUCAGCUUUGACUUUUUGUCAUCUGAGAGCAUAAAAUCUGUUUAGAUUGUAUUUUGUAAAGGAAUAUUUUAAUACCAAGAAACAGAUGGGUAACUAUCUUGGAAGUAGUAAACUGGGAUUUAAGAUGGAUUUAAACAUAUUUCAUUUAAAACACGUACCGUUUAUUGUUGUUUCACUGUUUUGUAUUACAGAAAACGUUGUUUGAUGAUGUGCUAUUGGUAAUUCCUCUGUUUCUCUAUAUUACUUUGCAGAUAUGAGGGGCUUAGUUUAUCCCGUGCUGCCCCCCAUUGCAAACUAUUUGUAAAUACUUUGUAUAAUGAAACUGGACCAUCUUCGAUUUCUGUCUCCAUGUGUCUCAGUGACGUGAAUUUGUGAAGGGCUAGAACACUUAUCCUCAAGAGGCUUUGGUGUUCCUUUAUAAUAAUCAUCAUUGUGCUCCACAGUUCAUCCUGCCAUCCUGUGACUCGCUGUUUGUUGCUGUAAUCAGAUAACUAUCUAUAUAAAUUGUUAAACCUUUACCCUACCCAGCGACAGAUUAUGAUUAAUGUGCAAAGAAUGUGUGUUGCAUUGAUCUCAACAUACAAGCCAGCCAUUCUAUAGCAAAAAUGUGUAUUAUAUAGUAUUAUACUGUAUAUACAAAUAACACAUACAAACCACUGAGCAUUCUUCAGUUUUCCAUGACACACACACACACACACACACACACACACACAAUUUGUGAACCACCAGCCAUGACUAAUAAAAUUCCAUAUCCAAUCUCCCUCUCUGCAGUAUUGCGAAACUUGUUACCUGGUCUGUAACAUCUUAUUACCAUUGAAAGACAUGACACACCUCUAGUGUCUUAUAUUUCCAUAGCAACAGUGACUAAGAGUGUUGGUCCCAUGGUUACACAAAUUAGCAUAAUAAUAGAGAGAUGAAUCCGGACAUGAAUUAUCAAUGUAGACAUUGCUAAGAUGACUGAAGAAAAAAAUAGAAGGCUGCAUUAAGGCUGCAAAACCAAACACCUCAGUUACAUUAAACCUGAUGAAAGUGUAUAGUUUGUGUGCACCACAAAAUGUAAAACCAAACAUCUUGUGUUGUCAAAAUCAUCCAGCUGUUGUAGUUAUAAUUAUGAUUCCGGCAAAGAUUUUUUUUUUUUUUUAAAUACCUGCAUUUCUUAAGUCUAUAUUGCAGAUUUUCCACUUAGUAUUUGCUCCAUCGGUGUUUAUUAUUUAGAUUUUUAUGAGGAGCCUUAUUUGAAUUGCUCAAAUGCUGUAUCUCAUAAGCUUUGGGAAAUCUUACAAUUGCUCAAAAGUUUAGCAGUUUCUGUAGAAAGUUGGCAUUAUGGAUGUUUUUCCUGUUUCUGCUUUGUUCAAUUAUAAUGAAACAGCAAGUUUAAUGGAGCAAACAUGGAUUGUGUAAAGCUAUGUCGAAACUCAAUAAAGUAAUAAGUGACA
Messenger RNA from Perca fluviatilis (European perch), 5193 nucleotides. RefSeq names its product somatostatin receptor type 2-like. NCBI's taxonomy places the organism in Eukaryota, Metazoa, Chordata, Actinopteri, Perciformes, Percidae. Gene Ontology annotation, cellular component: membrane; neuron projection. The transcript has 2 exons. Gene Ontology annotation, molecular function: neuropeptide binding; somatostatin receptor activity. The record is from RefSeq and is a predicted model, not a curated record. Gene Ontology annotation, biological process: cellular response to glucocorticoid stimulus; neuropeptide signaling pathway; cellular response to estradiol stimulus. The coding region runs from base 300 to 1412 and encodes 370 amino acids.